CUCAUUCAUGAUGCAUUUUCACUACCUGAUCCAAGCACUAAGAGGAUCCAGUUGGACGGUGUUCAUUCAGGAUAGUGUCGGGGGGGAAAGAAAAGGUGCUUCUUCUUUGAAAAUCGCAAGUUUUGUGUAAAAGUAUGUUUCUCAUCAGACAAUUCUCAACACCAUCGCAAUAAGCAAUGAUUCCAGCUGUUCGCCAUGUCUCCAACCACAUAAAGUAACGGAACGCACGGAACUAACAGCUCAAUGGAAGCCCUCAAGCCUCCCGACACAGUCGUGAACUGCUGCUCAUCUACUCACAUCGCCAGCCGUCCGUUCCUGUGUUCGGAGCUGGUGAGAGGGUCUUCCAACUUGCUAACUCUGGCAAGUAUAAACUCAAUACCGCUUCUUCGUUUCCUGUAUUCCGAUCCGUUUUCAGCGAUACCGCGCAAACUAAUUUCAACUCCAGUGAGUUUCGUCCAGUAAGUUCAACCAGGAAUUACAUCGAACCGGAAUGCAUUGCUAAGCCUCCAUGAGAGCCCUGAAUCUGCUCGACACAGUCGUGCCCUUUGAAGUAUCCUGUCGUCGGAGUCGUUCCGGUCCUGUUGUCGAUGAUCGGAUAGGGGUCUCCCAUCCGCCUGCUCAAGGCGAGUACCGCAAUGUUAACUCUUUCGAUUCUGCUGAUGGACCUUCGCUUUCUAGCACACACCAGUCAGUACAUACACAAAUACGUCAAUGUACUGAACUACAUGCGUACUACCAGAACGUUGGUGGUUUAAACAGCCGUCUUAACGAGUAUCGACACGCGUGUUCGGAUGGCUGGUACGACAUCAUCGCUUUGACGGAGACCUGGCUCGACGACCGCACUCUCUCCAACCAAGUUUGCGGGCAGAACUAUGAAGUAUUCCGCACGGACCGAAAUCAUCUCAAUAGUACAAAAUCAUCAGGGGGUGGUGUUCUCAUAGCUGUCCACCGACGCCUAAAAGCUCACCUGAUUAGAGAAACCUCAUGGUCCUGUAUCGAACAAGUGUGGGUUUCGAUAAAACUGGAAGGUAGAAAGCUGUAUCUCUGCGUAGUUUAUAUUCCUCCUGUUCGUACUCGAGACGUUGCAUUGAUCGAUGUCCAAGUACAAUCGGUGUCGGUAAUAGCUUCACGUGCGCUUCCAGCUGACGAAAUUGUUGUAGUUGGUGAUUUCAAUCUCCCAAAUUUAAAGUGGCAAAUUGGAUCUGGAAGAUUUUUGUACGCUGAUGCGACCCAGUCAACUUUCCAUGCUGGGACGAACGCCUUACUAGACGGGUACAGCUAUAAUCUGCUUCAACAAAUCAAUUCUAUUACGAAUGAAAAUGACCGCAUGCUUGAUCUCUGCUUCGUGAGCAAACCAGACGGAGCUCCGAUAUUAUCGGUAGCACCUGUGCCUAUGGUGAAAUCAGUACCUCAUCAUCCUCCACUUUACCUUACUAUGAAAACCAGUACGAACAGUUUCAGCAUCGUUCCUACCGCCGUCCACUAUGAUUUUAAAGGUGCUGACUUUAAUAGUAUGGUUGAUGUGCUUUUAGACAUUUUUUUUUUUUUUUUUUCCAAAAUAUAUUUUUUAUUAAGGCACAUGUGGCGUUAGCCUGACGGGGCCGGGAGUCCAAUAUUUUGACAAUUUUUGUCUUACAACUAUGUUAGUAAUAUGUAACCGAUUACUCGCGGUUGGCUCGAGGUUAGUAUUACAAGUGUUCUCAUAAUUGAUAUGUUGCAGUCUUCGAUGCUCUAUACGUGUGCCCGACACGGGCUACUUCCUAUUGGGAUGCAGCUGACCAUUAAUCAGCAACGCUCCCUAGUCUGUACCCCAUAUCUAGCGUGGUGCGUCUUUCUCGACUCGAGGAAUCCAGGAUAGAAUGGUCACUAGCCGGCGCAAUCAUCAGUUCGUGUAGAGUUGUCAUGAGCGGUACAACCUUUGGCUCUUGUUGAAUGAUCAGUGGACUGCGCAACCUUUGGCCCGUGCAUCUGUAAAGAGUGUGUGUAUGUAUUGCCGCGACUAAGUAAAAGUUUAUCGAUCGGGUAGGAGGGUUAUGAAACGGGGACACAACGAAGGAAACAUCAUUAAACGUUGACAUCGGCGUUUCUGAGGAACAGGUAUAGAUGAAGCAGAAGAUCAGGAUCCCGGCUACCUAAGAUAUCCCGGACGGGGAUAUCCGAUUGUCUGCCUUUUGCUCUCAGUGCUCUAGAGAGCUGAGAGCGAGCAGCAUGGAACCGGAUACACGACCAGACAACAGGCUCGAUGUCG
Messenger RNA from Toxorhynchites rutilus septentrionalis, 2248 nucleotides. RefSeq lists its product as uncharacterized. NCBI's taxonomy places the organism in Eukaryota, Metazoa, Arthropoda, Insecta, Diptera, Culicidae. The record is from RefSeq and is a predicted model, not a curated record. Gene Ontology annotation, molecular function: catalytic activity. The transcript has 3 exons. Bases 509 to 1591 code for a protein of 360 amino acids.